ACUUCCCAGGGUCUGAGAUGUCUGUCGGUCCGGGACGCUCAGCCCGGAGGCUGCUGGGGCGCCAUCCCUGGGCUCGAGAACCAUCUGCGUAGGGGUGGCAACCGGAGUCCUGGGAGCCGAUGGGAUCCCCACGGGAGGCAGGAUCUGGCCGGGGCGGGGAGGGUGCCAGGAGGCCUGGAGGAGAGUGGCCAGCUUGCCCCCAGGACGGCCGCUGACCACGAGCCUCUGUGCACCCCCGGAGGGAGGCUGGGGCCCGAGCCGGCCCGACUUGGGCCCCAGGCGGUGGGGCAGGGAGUGAUUCUGGUCCUCCUCCCCUCCUCUCCUCCCCUGCUCCCUCUCCCCCUCCAGGGAUCCGCUUUCGGUGGAAUUAAACAGACGGAGCUGGAAGCAUCCAGAGCUAAGCUUGGGGCCCCAGGGAGCGGGGAGAACCGCGGAGGUUCUGGACCAGGAGACCUUUAGCAAGCGCAAAGAUGGCUGAGAAAAAGCUCAUUCUUGAUUGGAAACAUAUGAAGAAAGCGAUCAGCAACGUCCUGAACAAGCGCACGCAACUCGGGAUCCAGCCGGAUGCCCCGAUCAUCCUGAGCGACCACCCCCGGAUCUUUUUCUCGGAGAGCUGCAAACCUCAGCGCCUGCCCACCAUCUGCCACUACUUUACUGAUGCCCACUACUAUGUGUCCUUGGGCUGGAUACAGGGGAAUGAGGUGCAGGCAGUGGUGUGGGUGCAGGCGAAGGGUUAUCACCAAAACAUGGAGAAGAAGAUCUUCCCUUUGUCUGAGUCCCUGCCUCCUGUCCAGGCUCUGGUGCACACUGGGGAGCAUCGGCUGCUGGCCGCUCACUGCGGGGACAUGUACCUGCGCCUCUUUGGGGACCAUACCCGGCUCCUGCGUACCCUGUGCAUCGUUCCCUGCCGCUUCUCCAUCAGCUGCCUCAGCUACGACCCCAAGUCGGGGUUGCUGCUCUCAGGCCUCGCUGGGGGUGUGGUGCUGUGGAUCAUUGAGCCCAGCGGGCGUGGCCUCCACCAGGCCCAGGAGGUGAGGAUGGCGGGCAAUGAGCUAGUGCAGGACAUCUCCAUGGCCGGGCCCGGCGGGAACAUGGUGGUGCUCUGUGAGAGCCUGGUGCGCACCUUCAAGCGCCAGAGCCAGGAUCGCUUUGAGGAAGCCAAGGUCUUCACCUCCCGGAGCAGCGGUGCGCUUCUCACCUGCUCUUUCACCUGCAACAUCCAGGGCUAUCUCUACGUCGGCAACAAGGCCGGGCACGUUCAGGCCUGGAGCUUAGACCCGGACUGCACCUUCCACAAAUUCCAGGCGCACACUCGGGCGGUGGUGUGCCUUCGCAGCCGGCCGGAGGCCCAUACCCUGCUGACGGCCGGGAAGGAGGGCUUGGUCAAGGAGUGGAACCUGACCUUGGGCAACCUGCUGCGGCAAGUGAAGUUCCAGGAAGAGCUGGUCCGCCUGGAGUUCUUCCGGGCCAAAGCCUUCUUCUCCCAGACCACCACCACCUUCUCAGUGUACCGUCUUCCCUGCUUCUACAGGCUCUUCAGCGUCUGUGGCUCCAACCCGCAGGAAGUGCGCCAGGUCUGCCGCGAAGGCAAGUCCCCGCGCAUAUCGUGCUACACCCAGGACGGCCUCCUGCGCUUCCUGUGCCCCCUGACUGGGGAUCUCCUGAUCCUGAGCUGGCCCUUUGCCCUUCUGGAUCAAGCUAUCGACUGGACCUACGACUCCGACCGAGAGGAGAUCUUCGUGGCCACAGGUAAACCAGAUGUGCUGGUGCUGGAUGCCACCCGCUGCCCAUGCACAGCCAAGUACCUCUUGUGCCCCUCCCCAAAGGCUAACGACCGGGUGCAAUGUCUGGCCUAUGGAAGGCCUAAGUUGAGCCGGGGGCUUGAUGGCUUGGUGUUCUGUGGGCACGAGAGUGGCAUGGUGAGGGUGCUGUCUCAGCACCUUUGUGCCCGCAUAGAGAAGAACCUGCAUUCUGCCACGGUGCUGGCACUGGCCACCUUGUCGGGAGUGCCCUGCAGCACCCGGGAGAGCUCCUUCCUCUGUUCCUAUGGCAUGGACGACUACUUGCAGCUAUCUGAGGCUGUCUUUGAAGGGAAAAAAGUGAACCUGGUGUCUCUGACCAGCAUUCUCUGCAGUUGUAAGCUCAGUCACAUGAUUCUGCUGCCCAAAUCAGUAGCUGCCAUCACAGACGGCAAUUGCCUGCGCCUCUGGCACUACCAGGACUUCCUUGCAUCCUCCAACAGCAAGCCGGAAGAGUGCUUCUUUGAGAGUGAUACCCUGCACUUGACCCGCAUCACUUCCUUUGACAUCUGCUUGAACCUGGGCAUCUUCGUCACGGGUGCUCUAGAUGGCACCGUCAAGCUCUGGGACCUCCAGGGCACCCUCUUGGCCCGUUUUGACUCACUCCUCAAGUUUGGGACUCUCUGCUUUGCCAAUGAGCGGGGUGACCUGCUUGUCACGGUCAACCAGAGCCUUUACUUGGUGUCUUGCCUGAUGCUUCUCCCCGCUUCUGUCUUGAACCGCCUGUCAGCCAUGAACAUACAGGACAAGAUGCAGGAGACCCCCAAACCUUUCUUGCCAGGCUUCUUCUUAUCCUUUAAGAGUAUAUUUGCACCACGCUACCUCUAUCUGGGCAACGGGAAACAGAAGCUGGACAGGCUGGAGACCCUAAUCAACUUAAGGGCCAUUGCCUUUGACCGCUCUGUCCCCCAUGUGGUACAAGAGGCGCGAGAGGGCCCUCAGCCGGCUUUGGAGGACAAGCGCCGAGAAAGACGUUGGCUGACCUCACGCAAGCAGAGGAGGCAGGGUGGGCACCAACAACACCCCACGUCUUCGGCCCUCCAGGGUACCCAGCCGAUGGGCUGGGAUGAAAUAAACCAGUUUCCACUGGUGCAGAAGUUUUUUGGCCAGGGGCGAAAGUGGAUAAUCGCACCUGAUGGCUAUGUCCCCAACUCAGUGGUGCGAGCUUUUCUCUGGCCCGAGGGCACUCCCGUCUUUCUGAGGUCCGGGGAAGGGUCCACCGAGGAAUUCAUAGAGCGCGAGUCACUUCCAGAGUCUCGUUUGCACAUGAUGUUCCCCUUUUGGGAGGAGGACUUCACCACCAAACUCUUAGGGGAGACUCGCCUCAACCUGGCCAGGCGCAGGGAGAAGCUUGCCGAAUUGCCCCGUGACAUCUUCAUCGACAACCGCACCAAGCUAUCCCAGAGGAUGAGCGGGGUAGGCUUGAACAACACAAUCCAGUCUCUGCUCAACAUAAUGGCCGACACAGACCCGGACAAGUAUCAGAAGUGCACCAACGCCCUUGUGCAGAUCUUUGCCACCCACGACGUGGCCCCCCAUCUACGCUCCGCCACAGCCAAACACCUGGUCAUCUUCACUUCCCACGCCCUGCCCAUCUUCCGCAAGUUGGCCUGGGAGGGGCUGGAGAAGCUGGGCUUCCUCAGCCACUACUUUGCCAUCCCCUUGGCCUGGGGACUGAUAGACUUAGACCCUGAAGUGCACCAGAAAGCCCGGAAUCUGAUGAUAGAUUUCACAGGAGUCAAAACAAAGAAGGAACUCCUCAGCCUGCUCCAUCAGGAUGACAUCUUCUUUGAACUGCAGAAACAAACCAUAGGAGAUGAGAGUUUGAAUCAGAUCCUGGGCAUUCGGCCAGUGGACCUGCAGGUUCUAUCUAAUCAGGUGGACAAGUACAUCAAGGACGACCUGACCCAGUGGAGUAAAGUAAAAGAGCAAGAGCCCUCAGCGGUCACAGAGAUGGAGAAGAAGGAUGUGGCUGAUGUAGCGGAGACCUAUAAAUUGCCUGAAGAAGCCCCAGAGCCUUCCCCCAAGGUUGCCAAGGCUCCCAAAGCGGGCAAGCAGCCACGCCAACCCAGGAAGUCUUCAGCCAAAAUUCCCAGGAAAUUAAAAGAGGGACGCAGGAAAACAGUAGAAGAAGAAGGAGAAAGAGAGAAACGCAAGAAAUCAAGUGUAGAAUUCAGACGCAAGAAAUCAAGUGUAGAAUCAAGACGCAAGAAAUCAAGAGAAGAGACACCUAAGAAAUCAAAAGAAUAUAAGAAAUCAAUAGAAGAAAGAGAAGAAGAAGGAGAAGAAGGAGAAGGAGGAGAGGGACUCAAGAAAAUAAAAGAGGAACUCGAGAAAUCAAUAGAAGAGAUACAAAAGAAACCAAUAGAAGAGAGAGAAAAGAAAUCAAUAGAAGAAAGAGAAGAAGAAGAAGAAAAAGAAGAAGAGGGACUCAAGAAAUCAAGAGAAGAAGGUCGCAUGAAAUUAAGGGAAGAAGAGAGAUACCAAAAACCAAGACUAGAAGAGAUACACAAGAAAGUAAGAAAAGAGGGAUACAAGAAACCAAUAGAAAGAGGAAGAGAUAAAGGAGGAGAGGAAGGUUGGGAAUCAAUAGAAGAGAGAUACAGAAAAUUAAUAGAAGAAGAAGAACUCCAGGAACCAACAGAAGAGGAACUCCAGCUAUCAGAACAAGAAAUAGGAGUAGAAGGAGAAGAAGGAGAAGGAGGAGAAGGAGGAGAGGGACUCAAGAUAUCAAGAGAAGAGAAACUCAAUAGAUUAAUGGAAAAACUCAAGAAAUCAAGAGAACAGGCACGCAAGAAAGUAACGAUAGAAGGAGGAGGAGGAAGAGGAGAGAAAGAAGAAGAAGAAGAAGAAGAAGAAGAAGAAGAAGAAGAAGAAGCAAUAAGAGAGGCCUACAAGAAAUCAAGAGAAGAGAGACUCAGGAAAUCAAAAGAAGGACGCAAGAAAUCAAGGGAAGAAAAAGAUCUCAAGAAAUCAAUAGAAGAAGAAGAAGAAGGAGAGGAACUCAAGAAACCAAGAGAAGAGAGACAAAUGAAAUUAAUAGAAGAAGAAGGACGAAAGAAAUCAAGGGAAGAAGAGGAGCGCAAGAUAUCAAUAGAAGUGGAGCGCAAGAUAUCAAUAGAAGUGGAGCGCAAGAAAUCAAUAGAAGUAGAGCGCAAGAAAUCAAUAGAAGUGGAGCGCAAGAAAUCAGUAGAAGUGGAACGCGAGAAAUCAAUAGAAGAGGAGCGCAAGAAAUCAAUAGAAGAAGAGCGCAAGAAAUCAAUAGAAGAGGAGCGCAAGAAAUCAAUAGAAGAGAGACAAAUGAAAUUAAUAGAAGAGGGACAAAAGAAAUCAAGGGAAGAAGAGGAGCACAAGAAAUUAAUAGAAGAGGAGCGCAAGAAAUCAAUAGAAGUAGAGCGCAAGAAAUCAAUAGAAGUGGAGCGCAAGAAAUCAAUAGAAGAGGAGCGCAAGAAAUCAAUAGAAGAGGAGCGCAAGAAAUCAACAAAAGAGGAGCGCAAGAAAUCAAUAGAAGAGGAGCGCAAGAAAUCAAUAGAAGAAGGAGGAGAAGGAAAGGUGCGCAAGAAAUUAAGAGAAAAAAGACAGAAGAAAUCAAGAGAAGUGAAAGCAAAGAAAGAGGGAAUAGCAGAAGAGGAAGAAGAAGAGGGGCCUCAUGAGAGAAAAGAUACUUCUCAGACAUCUUCUACAUCAUCCUCAGCACUUUCCUCAGUGACUUUGGCUACCAAAACCAGUGUCUCCUCAUCCCUUUUACGAGGAGCCCUUGACCGUGUGGAUUUGGGCCUGAAGGUGAGGAGCAAAACCCGAAGCAAAAGAACUGACAAAAAGAAGUAUGAAAUGAGCAAGAAGCCUGAAAUCAGCAAGAAGGAAAAAGAGAUGGAGGAGGAGGUUCAGAAGAUAGUAGAAGCCCCACAACCUGAGAAAAGGUAUGAAGAGCAAGAUUCUUGGAGGGAUGAUGUUUCCCGCCUCAUGACCCUACGUGUUUCUGACUUACAAGAGAGCAUGGCCAAGAACUUGACUGAUGAGCUGGUGACCUUGGCACGAGAGGUACUGGCAGAGCAGCAGCCUAGUGGGGAAUACUUUCAGGAGAUUUCUCCCGGGUUGAAGGAACAAAGCCCAGAGCCAGUUGAGGAGAAGGAAGAAGAGAUGGAGCAAGAAGAAUUGGAAGUGAGUCCUCCACUCACUCCACCAUCUUCCCCAAAAGCCAGGACAAAGAAAACCUUCUUCUUUGAAGGGAGCGAACUCACCAAGCAAGAAAUGAAGCUAGCCAGGCAACAGAAGAGACUAGGUAGGAGGGAGAGGAAGCUUGCCAGGAAGGAACGUGAGCUGGCUAUUGCAGAGGAGGAUCUAGCACGGAGAGAGGAGCAGCUGAAUAGGGAACAUGAAUUGCUGGUCAAGGAGCAGGAGGCACUGGAUAAGGAAGAAGAAAACUUGAACAAGGAAGAGUCACUUCUCAUCAAGGAAGAGGACCUCCUGAUCCAAGAGGUCACAACCCCAGAAGAAUUCAGAUUGUUCAAAGAGGAAGUAAAGGAAGCCAGAAGACAAAUUAGAGAGACCAGGCAGGAACAGAUGAAAGACAGAGAAGAGAGCAUACAUGCUAAGAAGUCCAAAAAAAGGAGACUUUCUCCCAAGGAGUUAGAAACAGACACAGAAAAGAGAAACCAGAUGAAGGAGAUGAGAGAAAUAAUAAAGUUCAACAUGGAAAAAGCUCGAGAAGAGAGAAUUCAGGCCUGGGAGGACCGAAUUCAAGCCCAGCAAGAAAGAGAACUGACUUUUUUUGCAAAGUAUGGCCCGAUGGAAGAGCAGAGGCCAGAGGAUAAAAGCAUUGUCACCUUGUCCCCUGAAGAGAAGAUGCUUAUGGAAGAAGAGAAGAGACUGACGUCGGAAGAGCUGGAACUAAUCCGGGAAGAGAGAAAGCAGAUCCAGAAGGAGAAAAUGCUGGCCCAGCAAGAAAUGGAUAUGAUAGAGAAGAAAAUAGAAGUUCACCAGGAGAACCAAAAACUGUCAGACCAGGGAACAAAACUGCUCAUGAAAGAGGAAAGAGAGGCCAUUGAGGAGGAUGCAGAGAAGAGGCCAAGGAGACGUUCUCAGGAGAGGAAGAAACCCCGUUUCCCAGAACAGGAGGCACCAUCCCCAGAGGAGGAGGAAGAGGAGGCUGUGACAGAGGAGGAAGAAGAACAUCUGCCCAAGGAAAGGAAAAAGUUUGUUCCCAGAAAGUUUGAUACUAAGGGAAAAAAGACAUUUCAUCGUAAGAUGAAGAUGAUAACGCCCCUUUUACGAAAGCAGAGGGGGGAGGAAGAGGAAGAAGAGGAGAAAGAGGAGGGGGAAGAAGAGAAAAGGCGUAAGCUGUCUACUGAAGAAGAAAUGCUGCUUAUGGAAAAAGAAAGGGAGAAAGAACUGUUAAUGGAAGGUCAGGAGCAACCAUCAAAAAUGGAGGAAUUAGUGCCAGAAGAGUUGGAGUCUGCUGAGGAGUGGAACCUUCUCCAGACAGAGAGGCACCUGACCCAGGAAGAACUUGAGAUAACCAAGAAAGAAAGAGAGCUCCUUGAUAAGAAGAUGGAAAUGAUCACACAAGAGAAGCUGGUGGUUCAGAAAUUAUCACAAGUAGAUGAUGAUAUACGGAGUCAGCGUCUGAGAGAAAUGCGAAAGACUGAGGAAGAAAUUGAAGGCAUCAGAGAACAGCGGAAACGGCUCAGUGAAAAAAGGCAAAAAUUUUCUGAAGGGAAGCUAUCCUUGGAAGACUUGUUUGGGAAAGAAGAGAGAAAGAAGCCCUUGACCAAGGCAGCUGUGCAAAAGGAGCGCAGGAGGCUGGCAAGCAUUGUGAAGAGACUAGCUGAGGAGAUGGGGGAACUGGCCACUCAACAGAAGAAACUGGAUAAAGAGGAAAAGCAGCUGAUGAAAGAACAGAAGAAGCUGAUAAAGGAAGAAGAGAAAAUGGCCAGGAAGGAGCGCAACUUGGCUUUACUGGAAAGAAGGAUGACUUUGGAGGAGAUCCUGGCAGGGGAAGGAGAAUUAGAUACUGAAAAAAUGAAAGACACCUGGGAAUUCUUCAGAUGGCAAAGGCAGAAGGUUCUGGCACUCCAAAAAGAAACUGUUGCAGAGGAGGCUGAGAAAGCCAAAGCCAUGUUUUCAGAGGCGGUGAAGGAGGCUGAUGAGGAAGCAGAAGAAGAAGAGGAAGAAGAGGAGGAAGAAGAGGAGGAGGAAGAAGAAAAAGAAGGAUCAUCAUUAUAUGAAGAAGAAAUGGCUCCUGAUAAGUCUGCAAAGAAGAUCAUUUCCCCUGAGGGACUGGUUCAACCAAAGGACCUUGGUGUUGAGAGGGUGGGUGAGCCUGCAGGGAAGAUCAUUUCCCCUGAGGGAUUGGUUAAGCCAAAAGACCUUGAUGUUAAAAGGCUGAGUAAGGCUGCCAGGAAGAUCAUUUUCCCUCAGAGACUGGUGGAGCCAAAAGAAACUGGUGUUAAAAGGGUGGGUGCCCACCCAGGAAAGAUCAUUUCUCAUGAGGGACUGGUCCAGCCAAAGGACCUUGGUGCUGAGAGGGUGGAUGAGGUCCCAGGCAAGAUCAUUUCCCCUGAAGAACAGGUCCAGCGAGAGGAACUUGGUGUUCAGAGGGAGGGUGAGGUUCCAAGGAAGAUAAUUUCCCUUGAGGGACUGGUCCAGGCAAAGGAACCUGGUGUUGAGAGGGUUGGUGAGCCCCCAGGUAAGAUCAUUCCCUCUGAGGGACUGGUGGAGCAAAAAGAACUUGGUGUUGAAAGAGUGGGUGAGCCCCCAGGUAAGAUCAUUCCCUCUGAGGGACUGGUGGAGCAAAAAGAACUUGGUGUUGAAAGAGUGGGUGAGCCCCCAGGUAAGAUCAUUCCCUCUGAGGGACUGGUGGAGCAAAAAGAACUUGGUGUUGAAAGAGUGGGUGAGCACCCAGGGAAGAUCAUUUCCCCUGAGGGAUUGGUCCAGCCAAAGGAAUUUGAAGUUGAGAGGGUGGGUGAGCCCCCAGGCAAGAUCAUUUCCCCUGAGUCACUGGUCCAACCAAAGGAACCCGGUGUUGAGAGGGUGGGUGAGCCCCCAGGCAAAAUCAUUUCCCCUGAGGGACUGGUCCAACCAAGGGAGCUUGGUGUUGAAAGGGUGGGAGAGCCUCCUGAAAAGAUCAUUUCCCCUGAGGGAUUGGUUCAGCCAAAGGAACUUGGUGUUGAAAGGGUGGGAGAGCCUCCUGAAAAGAUCAUUUCCCCUGAGGGAUUGGUCCAGCCAAGGGACCUUGGUGUUGAAAGGAUGGGAGAGCCUGUGGGAAAGAUCAUUUCCCCUGAGGGAUUGGUCCAACCAAGGGAGCUUGGUGUUGAAAGGGUGGGAGAGCCUCCUGGAAAGAUCAUUUCCCCUGAGGGAUUGGUCCAACCAAGGGAGCUUGGUGUUGAAAGGGUGGGAGAGCCUCCUGGAAAGAUCAUUUCCCCUGAGGGAUUGGUCCAACCAAGGGACCUUGGUGUUGAAAGGGUGGGAGAGCCUCCUGGAAAGAUCAUUUCCCCUGAGGGAUUGGUCCAACCAAGGGACCUUGGUGUUGAAAGGGUGGGAGAGCCUCCUGGAAAGAUCAUUUCCCCUGAGGGAUUGGUCCAACCAAGGGAGCUUGGUGUUGAAAGGGUGGGAGAGCCUCCUGGAAAGAUCAUUUCCCCUGAGGGAUUGGUCCAACCAAGGGAGCUUGGUGUUGAAAGGGUGGGAGAGCCUCCUGGAAAGAUCAUUUCCCCUGAGGGAUUGGUCCAACCAAGGGAGCUUGGUGUUGAAAGGGUGGGAGAGCCUCCUGGAAAGAUCAUUUCCCCUGAGGGAUUGGUCCAACCAAGGGACCUUGGUGUUGAAAGGGUGGGAGAGCCUCCUGGAAAGAUCAUUUCCCCUGAGGGAUUGGUCCAACCAAGGGACCUUGGUGUUGAAAGGGUGGGAGAGCCUCCUGGAAAGAUCAUUUCCCCUGAGGGAUUGGUCCAACCAAGGGAGCUUGGUGUUGAAAGGGUGGGAGAGCCUCCUGGAAAGAUCAUUUCCCCUGAGGGAUUGGUCCAACCAAGGGAGCUUGGUGUUGAAAGGGUGGGAGAGCCUCCUGGAAAGAUCAUUUCCCCUGAGGGAUUGGUCCAACCAAGGGAGCUUGGUGUUGAAAGGGGGGGAGAGCCUCCUGGAAAGAUCAUUUCCCCUGAGGGAUUGGUCCAACCAAGGGAGCUUGGUGUUGAAAGGGUGGGAGAGCCUCCUGGAAAGAUCAUUUCCCCUGAGGGAUUGGUCCAACCAAGGGAGCUUGGUGUUGAAAGGGUGAGAGCCUGUGGAAAGAUCAUUUCCUGA
Molecule: messenger RNA, 10085 nt
Organism: Sarcophilus harrisii (Tasmanian devil)
Lineage: Eukaryota; Metazoa; Chordata; Mammalia; Dasyuromorphia; Dasyuridae
Product: WD repeat-containing protein 87
Exons: 7
Coding region: 471-10085 (3204 amino acids)
Molecular function (GO): protein binding
Source: RefSeq, a predicted model, not a curated record